Molecule: messenger RNA, 777 nt
Organism: Suillus discolor
Lineage: Eukaryota; Fungi; Basidiomycota; Agaricomycetes; Boletales; Suillaceae
Exons: 2
Coding region: 1-777 (258 amino acids)
Source: RefSeq, a predicted model, not a curated record
AUGUCGCAGAGAACGUACCAACCCUUGCACACAGACAAUCCCUCACUGACUCGUAAAUCAACACCUGGAGAAAAGGAUGACAGGAAAGCCCAAUCUCCGACUGCUGGCAUAAUUUGCUUUCUUCUAACUCCUUACCCACUCAGGUCUCAAAAUGAAUUCCAAGAAAUCCCUUCUUGCGACACCGUAACGCAGGAAGAGUUUGUUGCAUGUUUGGAACGGAUUAAAGACGUGAUCAAAGAUAAUCUGGCAAACGAAGAACUUCAAGUUAUAAAUGACCCCGCCGAGAUUGUUCUCGACAGGCUUGCUGUCUCGCUUGACUGGAUGCUGAUCACCGCUGUAAUAUUUAUGAUAAUGAGCAUGUCGUACUUGCGGUCACCCGCUUUCGCAGCGCUUGGGGAUGCAAAAACACAUGAACUUUAUCAGAAACUGGUUGAAAUCACGAACGAUAAGGCAAUGAACGAUAUUUUUCUCCGCCUAUUGGCACAAACGCCUAAAACGCCUCUCUACACGUUCUCUCGUGGGCUCGUACGGACCAGCGUCCUAUCAAGCUGUCUCUUCGCAUUCCUCGCAAUACUGGGUAAACUCUUCAUUGGUCGCAACGGGCUCUACCUUGACAUAUCAUCUCGUCGCAAGUCUCCGAGGCAAUUUUUCUUUAGGCCGUCACCAUUCGUAUCGAGGUGGCUCAUGCUGGCUCUCAAACCAUUACCAAACAUAUUUAUGUUGAACCAACUUCUUCUUGGCACAGCAUUCGUCAUUGCGCAUUAUCUCGCUGUAUAG